Nymphalis io (European peacock) is the source of this 2657-nucleotide messenger RNA. RefSeq names its product exosome complex component RRP46 (gene Rrp46). Bases 85 to 741 code for a protein of 218 amino acids. The record is from RefSeq and is a predicted model, not a curated record. Lineage: Eukaryota; Metazoa; Arthropoda; Insecta; Lepidoptera; Nymphalidae. Gene Ontology annotation, cellular component: nucleolus; nuclear exosome (RNase complex); cytoplasmic exosome (RNase complex). The transcript has 5 exons. Gene Ontology annotation, biological process: poly(A)-dependent snoRNA 3'-end processing; nuclear mRNA surveillance; U4 snRNA 3'-end processing.
GACAGUUCGAGCUUUUAGGUUAAGCGACAGUGGUUACCCGUGUUUCAUAUAUUUUUUUAAAUAAAAUCAGAUCAUUUAUUUAAAAUGAAAGUUGAAGAUGAAAAUAACUUUAAACUGAGACCCAUGAAAUGUGAACUUAAUUAUCUCAGUAAAUCAGACGGGUCGGCAAUUUUAGCACAGGGCGACACCGUAGUUUUGGUAAGCGCAAAUGGUCCACUAGACAUCAAGUCGAGCAGUCAAAGCAUCGAAAAAGCUACGCUUGAGGUGUUGUUCUGUAGUAAAGGCGGCAAGCCGUCGGUAGCGGAUCGAUAUAAAGAGAAUAUCGUAAGACAGACAUGUGAAACAGCCAUAUUGGGAUGCCUGUAUCCUCGCACUGGGAUUUCUCUAACAAUACAAGAACUUGAAGACUUUGGUGGAUUACUCACCUGCUCAGUGAAUUGUGCUUGCCUGGCCUUGCUCAACUCCGCUAUCUCGAUGCGGCACAUGGUGGCGGCUGUUAGCUGUGCCGUCGGCGACGAUGGAAACCUGGUGCUCGAGCCAAGCCACGAGCUGGUGCAGAGCGCCACGGCGCUUUUGUACUUCGUGUUCGACAGCCGAGAGAAAAAUCUUGUUACCGGUUUCACUGAGGGCAGUUUCAGCGAGAACACUUAUGAGGAGGCGCUCGCUAGAUGUCGCGUCGCUAGCGACGUUGUCUUUGACUUCUACCGCGACAUCGUUAAACAAUACUCUGAUGUUAUUUGACAUCCAGUUUCUGGACCCUCACGUGGAUGGACACCAAUGGAAUGAAAGUUGAAUAGAAUAUGUUUUGGUAUAAAUAUUUCUUACACAGGGAAUUGGUUUUGAAAGAUAAUUCUAUUGGUAGUGAUUUGGUUACAACUCGCGUGCUGUGAGAAUCAGAUGGAACUUUGUUAAAGUAUAUCGAAAGUAUAGAAUAAGCAACAAUUUUUUGAACGAGUAUGUCUCUGUUCCAAAAGGUCACAUCCUAGAUGUUAAAGAAAAGAAACACAUAUAAGAAGACACACACACACAACAAACAAACUCACAUAUUCUUGUUGAUAUUUAUAGAGAGUCUUUGAGAGAAAACAUAUUGUACAUAAUAAUUUUGUGUCACAUAUGAAAGGAUUGUUUUUGUUUGAUCGGGAUUGUUACUCCUUAAUAUAGAUUAUUUUAUAACCUAGCGAGGAGUACAGCUACACCCACCUGAUUGGAAUUCAAUUAAAUUGUACAAAUAAAAUUGUAAUAUUUACCAUGUUCAAUCUCUAUUAUGAAUAAAGAUAUAUUAUUAUUAUAUAUUCUUAUGCCGCUAUGAUUAUAUCGACAAGUGAACAUAUUAAUGACAUAUUAUUAUCCAUAAAAACAACAGACAUUAAAUGUAAUUAUUUUUACAUAGAAUUAAAAAAAUAUGUAUUGUAAGUUUAAUUAAGAAGAUUAAAGUAUCGAUGUGUAAAUAAAUAAUAAUUAUUUAAAUUUUUUAAAUAGGAAACAAUAUUGUGUUCCGUAUUUUUAUAAUGUACGAGUUAAUAUAAGUGUUUUAUUAAAAACAAACUUAUUCGGCAUUAUUUUUAAAGUAUUCGUGUACUUAAGUAUGAUUAAGUGUACAGCUUGUGUUAGUAGUGGGGACGACAAUAGCCAUAGACAAGGGACGACAUUGAACUUGAGACCUUUAAAUUUUUUUUUAUAUAGUAUAGGUUGGUGGGCCAGCUGAUGGUAAGUGGUCACCAACGCUCAUAGACUUUGGCAUUAUAAGAAAUGUUAACCAUCGCUUACAUCGCCAAUGCGCCACCAACCUUGGGAACUAAGAUGUUAUGUCCCGUGUAAUUAGUUUAUUUAAUUAGCCUGCUGGUAAAUGGUUUGUAGUGUAUACAUAUACAUACAGUGACUAAAACCGAAAUAACCAGCUAUGGGCGUUGGUGACCACCUACCAUCAGGUGGCCCAUAUGCUCGUUCGCCUUCCUAUUCUAUAAAAAAAAGGCUGAAUGGGCUAGAGCCUAGAGCGGCAGAUUUGAUGUUUGUUACAACUGAGGCAGAGUGACUAAAAAAAAAGUUAAAAUCUUACCAAUGAUUUAUCAUUCAUCCUUUGCACUGUACAUGCAACAUAUAUAAUUAUAUUGUUGUGGAAUUUAAAUAAGGAGGAAAACUACAUUUUUUUUUCGCUGGAAAAACGCAUUUACGCGUUUCCCCCACUUGAGGUGGGGGGUAUGUGGGACUCGCCGGCACUGAAGGCGCCGGAAUACCCACUAAAAAACCAGCGGUACCCACUCCGUCUUGUCGAAGGGGCGUCACGGGAUCGCUUGCGCAUCCUACCGUGAGAGGAAAACUACAUAGCUUAUACUUGGAAAAUAUGUAAAUCCGUUACUAGUCUCCAUGCUGAUUUAUCUGUAGUAAAGUUAUAAGACCGGGAUGGUUGGCGUUCUAUGGGGAGGCGUUCGUCCAGCAGGGACGGCGAUAAGCGGAGAUGAAAGUUAUCAUGUGACAGGGGCAGAAUAUUUGGUGAUCAGCUACUGUGGAUAUACGCCAGAAAAAAAAGUGUUGAAAGUUAAAACGUUUAAAAUUAUAUAUAUUUUUGAUAACAAUUGUGUUUCUUUUUCUUGGAUAUUUUACUUAAAUACAUUUAUAAUGUAAUAUACAUUCUAAAGUAUUUUUCAUUAUGUUUGUAG